Messenger RNA from Eublepharis macularius, 2014 nucleotides. Its product is annotated as hypermethylated in cancer 1 protein-like. The coding region runs from base 1 to 948 and encodes 315 amino acids. The transcript is spliced from 3 exons. The record is from RefSeq and is a predicted model, not a curated record. NCBI's taxonomy places the organism in Eukaryota, Metazoa, Chordata, Lepidosauria, Squamata, Eublepharidae.
AUGGCAUCGAGGGGGGAGAGGGGGGGGUGCUGGGACCGGGGCGGCGGUCCGGGUUGGGGGGGCGGCGGGGGGGGGGGCGGGCGAGGGCCGCCCCGGGCGCCGACCGCUGCUGGCUGGAGCCGUUUCCUCCGGCGCGGGGCCGGGAAGGCGGCUCCUCCGCCUGGGACGGCGGCUGUGCCCCGCGCCCUCUGCCAAGCGCAAUUGCACCAUCGCGCUCCAGUGGGUGGGGACCCACCCGGGCGCUUCCUUAAACAGGCAGGCGCGGCGGCGAGCCGGCGGAGGGGAGCAGGCAGCGCCGCGGCCCCUGUCGCUUGCGCGCUCGGGCGGCUGCCGCCCCUCGCAGUGUCACCUCCCACGUGGGGGGCUGUCCGGCCGCCGCCGAGAAACUUCCCCGGGCUGCUUCGCCUCCGCCUGGGACACGCGCGCGCGCGCGGGGGGCCCGGAGCGGGAGGGGCGGCCGCGGGGAAUGCCGCCCCGCCGCCCGCCAGGACCGGCUCCCGCCGCCGCCGCCGCCGCCUUGCUCCGCGCACGGAACCCGUGGCGGCGCCUCUUCGGCGAGACCUCGGGAGGCUUUUCCCCCCGGAGGAGGAGGAGGAGGAGGGGGGCUCCUGCGUCCCGCUCGCCCCCGCCCCGCUGGACGGGCAGCCCAAGGAGACCUGGCCGGGACAAGCCAGGCCCGCCCGCUCCGGCCCAGGAACCGCUCCCGCCUCUGACCCCCAGGUUUCUAUUCCCUCGAAGCACCUCUUGAUCAAUCUGGGCAUUGAUGCAGGCUACCCCAACUCACCUCCACACAAUGAAGACUGUGGAAUGAGCAUGCAGGAGGGGCUAAGCUCAGCACCGCCUACUCUCAAUACUACUCAGCCCAUCAGGACUCUUGCUGGUUAUCUGAAGGGGCUGUACACAGUCUCCAAGUCAAGAAAAAUACCCCUGGAUGCCAGCGGCAGGUGAGCAAACAGAAGGGGAAGGCUGUUCCCUCCUUAUCUGGCUUGUGGACUUCUCGGCGUCCUUUCGGAGAGGCUGUGGCUCCAUAGCAGGACACCUGCUUUGCAUGAGGAGGUUUGAUCCCUGGCAUCUCUAGCUGGAAGAGGCAUGUAGCGCACAAGACCCCAGAAAACGGCUGCCAGACACAGCAGGCAGUGCCAGCCUCGACAGACCAGCGGUGCAAUCCAGUACGAGGUGUACUCGUGUAUGCUGCAGGAACUGACGGACCCGGACUCGGACGAUUUGGUCCAGCAGGGCUCUUCUCACGUUGGUAUAGCCAUCUAUGUGCAGAAGCACUUAGGCAGGAAUGCACGCCAAGGAACUUGCACUCUGAAUUUGGACACUGGGCAAAUCAACAAAGUAAGAGAAGAGAGAGAGAGAGGCGAUGUUUAAAAGGAGUAGAAGACAUCACACCCUUUAAGUUUGUGGGACGCAGUAGUAAGUGAAGGUUAUACAUCCCACCUUACUUUCUGCUGCUUGGGAACUUGUAUGCCUUGCGGACUCUUGUUUUGAGUCUAACGCACAUUCACAGACUUUCAAGAACACACCACAGGAACUCCCAGCGUCAGGAUUUGGUCCGGCCAAUUUCCCAAAUGUCCUCAUCCAACACUUCCUCCACCUACUGGCUGGAAAUGUCUUCUCUUGGUACAGAGGUGAGAAGGAAGGGGCUGCCUGUUUCUCUUGGCAACGCGUGUGGAUGUGAUUAGCGUUAUCUGUGUUUGGAUUGUUGUAUUUAACGCAGAGGAGAGAACAUUACCUCACCCGUUCGAGCAGGCUGCAGACCAAAAAGCCAUUACAUUGGAAUAUUUUUAGUGCUCAAAACAGGAAAGGCCUGCUGUGGCUAAAAACAUUUUGUGAUUCCCCCCCCCCCUUUCUCUUCAUGAUGCCGUUUUUAUCCCCUUCUUCUAAAGCAUCAUGAUGCUGAUGACGACUGUUUGUUUCAGAAGGAAAUGAUUGUGCCCUUUUUUUAAAACUUGGGAAUGAUUCUCCUCGGCUUCCUUUCGACAAUAAAUCAUGGUUGUUAAGACUAGAA